AUGGCUCUUAAGGCAUUCCCAGAAUCUCUAGUGUUAUUAAGGCAUCAGCGAAUUGAGCUGGACGAAGACAACAACUCUCCUUCUACCAUUCAGUUCCGCAUGCGUUCAAACUCCAAGCACCAAGAAAUCAGGGUUCUGGAAUGGAUUAUCUAUGAUAUAAAAGAAAGGACUUGCGAAAUCUUGCUAAAAAAUGUCACUGACUGUAAGAAGAGGUGGUUUAUAGAUGUGGAGAUAGUGGCUAACGGCAACGGAUUUCCUUACGACAAACUUUGCAGAAACUGUUCUAGAGAGGUUUCUGAUGGCUGGACUGAUUACUGCCAGACUCGUCUUUAA
Dovyalis caffra is the source of this 333-nucleotide messenger RNA. NCBI's taxonomy places the organism in Eukaryota, Viridiplantae, Streptophyta, Magnoliopsida, Malpighiales, Salicaceae. The record is from the annotation of a GenBank genome assembly.